AUUGAAAUGGUGGCACCAGCAUCAACACUCUGCAUUCACGAGCAAGCUGAACAACGAAGGUUGGCUAGGGACUGCUUGCAAGGAGCGCAAGAGCCUGAAAAGCUUGACAGACUCCAAAAGAUGUCCUCCUUGGCGCCCUUGCAAGCUAUCCCUGCUCAACUGUUCCAGCCAACAGACUUUCACAUGUGCAACGCUGUCAACUGAUCCAGCAUUGGUCUUGCUUCCAUAUUCUGAGCUCAAGUUUCAGCAGAAUUCUUACUAGCCACCGUUGAGCAGCCUGACUAGUGGUGGAUACUUUAAAAAGCCACCACUUGCAUAUCCCCAGUGAUCCGUGCGCAUCCCCUGGCGGCAAAGCUUCGUUUGUUCACUGUAUUCAGGAGCAAACUUUCCUGAUUGUUCAGCUGCUGCAAAGCGUUGAUGGAGACCAGCGCAAUGAUGGAUGGUGAAGGGGAUCCCCCAGAGAGUGACCUGGAUGAGGAGGGCCGCUACUUUGACUUCAGUGCAUUUUACAGGAAAGUUGAAUAUUCUGAUCGAACCAUCCGACUGGAGGUUCUGGAGGAAAUCGGACCAGAACCUGAAGCCUCAGGGACGAGUUCAGAGCCGCCAAGCAAAGACGCGCCGUCCUCAGAUACGGCAGCAACUAGUGCGAAGUCAUCUCGGGAGGUGGAGGAGAUUCCAAUCAGUUCGAUUGUGGUCGCCGCCAAGAGCCAGGUGCUUCGUACGAUGCUGUCCAGCGGAAUGAGGGAAUCGGAAAAGGGUGCGCCGCUGAUCAUCAAAGUGUCCCGGGAAGAGAAAGAAGCGUUUGAAGAGAUGUUCCACUUCAUCUACGCCGGCAGCCUCUCCCCACGCUUCCACGACCCAUCCGCCGACAUGCGCGAUCACGUGGCUCUGCUCGUGUUGGCCGACAAGUUCGAAGUCCCUUCCUUCAUGGGACAGCGUCGCGCUCGUGCGCGCGCUGUCGAGCGGCGUCCGAAGGCGAAACGGCUCGCGGACGAGGCGCGCGCCCACGUCGUCCGGGCGUUCCGUGACGUCAGCGCCACGUGGGCGUCGCCCGAGUUUUUCGGCCUGGGACAAGGGGCGGUCGAGAUUUCGAUGCAGUCGGAGGAGCUCGAAGCGGACAGCGAAGAGGAUGUUUUUGUGCAACUGCUGGGGUGGAUCAGGGAGCGGUAUAGCGGGAUGGAAGAGCGGAAAGCCGUGAUGACGCGGUUGCUGCCGUCCGUGAGAUUCAACUGCAUGAGAGGGGAGUUUCUAGAGGAGCUGCUUACGUAUGGAGAGCUGGAUUCGGCGGAGGCGGUUCAGAUGAUCGAACGGGCGUUCCGGUUUAUAGCGUACUCGGACGAAAAGAAACGCGAGGCAUUUCUGAAGGGGUUUGAUGAAGACGGGCAACUCUACAACUUCUCCGGAUUCUACAGGGAUGACGCAUUUUGUGAUCGGGUAAUAAGGCUGAAAAUCGUACACAGGCAGCCAGAUCAUCAAGGUCCUUUGGCUGAUUCAGCUUCAUCGCUCAGCGCAGCCUUCGUGGCUGCACUUCGCAGUGCGGCGCAGCGUUAUUGCGCAGCUGAGAAUCGAGUCACACAAGCCGCUCCAAAAUCUGUACUGGAAGACUUUGGUACAGAAGACGGCGAGUACGAAGACAUUCUGAUCAACUCAUUCGUGGUCGCUGGAAAGAGCCGCGUGCUCAGGGACUUGAUGCUCUCCGAAGAGGCAAAGAGUGCGCCCGUGAUACUUGCCGUCACACCUGGAGAAAAAGCGGCUUUCGCCGAAAUGCUCGAGUGCAUUCACACCGGCCGCCUUCCGCUCCUCCCCGACGAGCCUGACACGGACGCCUGCAAAGUCUUGGACCGUUUGCACGUGGCUGUGAAUUUCGAGGUCUCCUCGUUUCUCGGGCCUGUUCUCUAUCAUGCGGUCUGGAAGUUGCCAAGCGUGUGGACUGGGAACAAAGAGGGACGGCGAGAAGCGGUGAAGCUCUUCAAAAUGCUGCACAGAAAGACUGAGCUCUGGAAGGAUGUCAAGUACUUUGAGGUCAACUUCGGCGCUUUAUAUGGGAAGAUAGACUUCUCCGAUCGCAUCCUUAGACUCCGAAUCCUUGAUACAGUCGAGCAAGAGAAAGCCGCUGUGGUAGAGAUGCUCCGCUUCCUCUACACCGGGAGCCUCCCUUCGCGCUUCUUCGAUGCUUUUGCCACUCCGGGUCGCGAGCUCUUGGCUCUUCUCCUUGCGGCCGACAAGUUCGAGGUGCCCUCCUUGACGGCCGCAGUCAUCUGCGCUUUCCGGAGCCGUAUGCCGAACCUUUUGGACAGCUCUCUGCUUCUCGACGACAUCCCAGAAAGCGUCCAUCAAUGUCCGGAGAUCGCGGAGCUUCUAGACUCUGCUCGCGACAACAUUCUGGAAGCCUUCGGAAACGUUGGAGCCACGUGGGCGUCUAACUGCUUUCUGGGACUAAGCUUGGGGGCGCUAGAAGUACUGUUAACAUCGGACCAACUAGAUGGCAGUCCUGAGGAGAUAAUUCUGCAACAACUGCUGCGUUGGAUCAGAAAGCUGGGGCCGAAUGUGGGAUCCUACAGGGAGCGAUGCAACGCCCUCGAAGCAAGGAGGGUUGCGGUGAUGCGGCUCGCACCGCUGAUACGGUUCGAAAACAUGCGAACGGAGUUCCUGAGAGGCCUGCUUAGGCAGUGGCCCGAGCUACAACCUGCAAGGAAACUGAUUGAAGACGCUACUAGGCACAGGCUGUCACACAAGGAUUUCGAGCGCGGGCUAGUGGCUAGGGGAAAAGCACUAAACUUCGACUAA
This is a messenger RNA of Klebsormidium nitens, 2787 nucleotides long. NCBI's taxonomy places the organism in Eukaryota, Viridiplantae, Streptophyta, Klebsormidiophyceae, Klebsormidiales, Klebsormidiaceae. The record is from the annotation of a GenBank genome assembly.